AUGUUGGUAGAAGCCAACCAAAAUUUCCAAGGCAGCAGGGCUUAUCAAUACCCACUCAACUUCCACCUAGAGCUGACCUUCCUUUAUGUGUUGGUAAAGGAUUUCAUGCGUAAUUGUGGUGAAUCACAGUAUCCCAAGCUUGAAGUUCCUGUGACAGACUAUAUUCCACUCAAUCGCCAGGAAGUUCAAAGCAUUUCAAGUGAUGGCUAUGACCCAAAUUUUCAAAUAAAGACAGGAAAUGGAAAUUCCGUCAACUCUAACGGUGGUUCUCAGCAAAGUAUUACUCCACGAGGUUCUUCCUCCUUGAGUUCACAACUUCUCCUUCAGAAGAAACUACUUGCUGAUUCUCAGAUUGGAAAGACCAGCUUUCAGAAGCUAUUAGAACUAACUCCACCUACACGAGCAGGAAUUGCUCCUUAUCGGAUUAUUCUUGGGGAAGUAAAGGAAAAGCUUUUGAAGACACGGAGACUUCUGGAACUUCUUCUUGAGGGUCUUCCUUGUGAUUAUGAUUCUUGGGAUUACUAUGAAACAUCAGACCAACUUCUGGAACCACUACUUCUCUGUUAUGAAUCUCUGCAGUCAUCUGAUGCUGGAGUUCUAGCUGAUGGCCGGCUUGCUGAUCUUAUCCGUCGAGUUGCUACCUUCGGCAUGGUUUUGAUGAAACUUGAUUUACGACAGCUGCAAAGCAUUCUGAAGGCUUUGGAUGCAAUUAUAACAUAUUUGGACAUGGGCACAUAUAGUGAAUGGGAUGAAGAGAAGAAACUCGAGUUUUUGACAAGGGAAUUGAAAGGGAAACGUCCUCUUGUCGGUCCUGAAGUGAAAGAAGUACUACACACUUUCCGAGUUGCUGCUGAGUUAGGAAAGGCAACACCUCAGGCCGAGCUCGGUUUCCUCAACAUAGGAAGCCGACCAACACGAAGGAAGAGCUCAACUGGUAUUGGAUAUCUCCGCGCAAUCCCUUGGGUUUUCGCUUGGACACAAACAAGGUUUGUCCUGCCAGCUUGGCUAGACGUAGGAGCUGAUAUCCCAAUAGCCAAACACUACGAUGAACAGCUUGUCUCAGAGAGCAGAAGAGGACUUGGUAGUGAGCUCAGAAAGGAAUUGCUGACUACUGAGAAGUAUGUGCUUGUGAUAAGCGGCCAUGAAAAGCUCUCGGAGAACAAUCAGAGACUGAAGAAGCUGAUUGAGAGUAGACUUCCGUAUCUGAAUCCAAUCAACAUGCUGCAGGUUGAGAUCCUCAAGAGGCUAAGAUGUGAUCUUGACAACUUCAAGCUCAGAGAUGCAUUGCUCAUCACCAUCAACGGUAUUGCAGCUGGAAUGAGACACUGGUUAAGAGCUCUCAGGUCUGAAUUUGCUUGUGGUUUGAACUACUCCUCCCUGUUUCAUCCAUCUGCUUCUUAG
Molecule: messenger RNA, 1401 nt
Organism: Eruca vesicaria subsp. sativa (arugula)
Lineage: Eukaryota; Viridiplantae; Streptophyta; Magnoliopsida; Brassicales; Brassicaceae
Source: the annotation of a GenBank genome assembly